This is a messenger RNA of Oppiella nova, 1116 nucleotides long. The record is from the annotation of a GenBank genome assembly. Lineage: Eukaryota; Metazoa; Arthropoda; Arachnida; Sarcoptiformes; Oppiidae.
CCUAAGACUGAAUCACAACUCAAUUAUUUGAGAGAAUUAGAGGAAAAUGUGUUAGAACUUGACUUCUGGAGGGGUCCCUCUUAUGUGGACAGACCCGUCGAUGUUAUGGUUCCGCCGCAACUCAAUCAUACAUUUGAUAAGAUUUUUGAAGACAAACUAUUGGAGAGAAAUGUUAUGAUAGAAGAUCUAGAAAAUGAUUUUAUUGAAGACAAGGCGGACAACCCUGCGUUGAGAGCAAAGCCAUUGCGAGCAGAUAUAGUCGAAAGACAUUUUGAUGACUUCCAGAGACUCCCAAAAAUUCAUUCAUAUUUAGACGCCGUUGUAUCUAAAUAUCCGACCGUGUCUUCUGUUAUAUCUAUCGGUAACUCAUAUGAGGGCCGACCCCUCAAAGUGAUUCGUAUUGGCGAAGGCAAUGAAAACCAAAACAAACCAAUCAUUUUCAUUGAAUCGGGAAUCCAUGCGCGCGAAUGGAUAUCUCCGGCCACUACUCAAUGUUUUGGUCAAUACCUCGUUCAGGGAUAUAAAGCCCGAAAUGCGGACAUCACUGCUUUGCUCCAGAAAUUUGAUUUCUAUAUUCUUCCAGUUCUUAAUCCUGACGGGUAUGAAUACACGCACACCAGGGACAGGAUGUGGAGAAAGACUCGUAAGCCAUACGGCAGCUGUUAUGGCUCGGAGACAUAUAGAGGUCCAUCCGCUUUCUCAGAACCCGAAACUAAAGCCGUUUCCGAUUAUGUCAUGAGAAUCAGAGACAAAAUAAAGGCAUAUUUAGCUGUUCAUUCAUAUGGACAGUAUUGGAUAUAUCCCUGGGGAUGGACUAAUACCUUGACUGCUGAUGAUAAAAAUUUGGCCCGAUUGGCAAAAGUAGCUUCAAAUGCAUUGGCCUCUGUUUACGGCACUAAAUACACGACCGGCACCUCCACUAAUGUUCUCUAUGCGGCCGCUGGAGGAGCAGAUGACUGGGCGUACGGGACGGGUGGCAUAAAGUAUGCCUAUACUGUGGAACUCAGAGACAAAGGGAGCUAUGGUUUCGCUCUCCCGAAGUCUCAGAUCAGACCGACCUGUGAAGAGACUACCGUUGCCUUCAUUGCAUUCGCUAAGGAAUUGGCGAAAGAAGUC